Molecule: messenger RNA, 540 nt
Organism: Ilex paraguariensis (yerba mate)
Lineage: Eukaryota; Viridiplantae; Streptophyta; Magnoliopsida; Aquifoliales; Aquifoliaceae
Source: the annotation of a GenBank genome assembly
AUGCUGCCUCGGCGUGAGAUCUUAAUCCCGAAGCUUCCUUAUGGAAAUAUGCUUGUAGUAUAUGUAGAAAGAGCAAGUGUGGAAAUGGUAUUGGGUGGUGAAGGUGAAGUUGAAGUGAAAUCCUCCUUCUACAUGAAAAUGACUAUAAUUUGGGAAGUCAUCACUUCCAGAGUUUUUCUUAUGUACAUAUGUAAUGGGCUGGUGGAUUUUGAUGGACUAAUCCUUAUUUAUAAAGUGGAUCUGGGGGUCACCCCUUUUGGGGAAGGGGAUCUUCUAGCUAUUGAUCCUUCCCAAGCGGUCUCUAAGGAGCCUAGCAUUCUUCCUUCUAUGCCUUCAGUAAUUUUGGGGGUAGCCCCUUCUAUUCCUCCAAGGCUGACUUCAACUCUUACUGCGAUUCAUGAGAGUUCUCUUAUGUCCAAUGCUUCUCUGAUUGCCACCAAGAUAUUGAACAUUAUAUCUCGGGCAGACAUACUCAAGUUUGCAACAUUCAGUGCUAAUGAUGAGGUCGCAGAUGAUCUUCAAUAUCUUGCUACUAUAUGA